GCCGCCCCACCUCCCACUCUCUGGCCGUCGUCCCGCGGCCGCCCGGCAGUCCGGUGUAUGUGCGGCAACAACAUGUCGGCGCCGCUCCCCGCCAUCGUCCCGGCCGCCAGGAAGGCGACGGCCGCCGUGAUUUUUCUUCAUGGACUGGGAGACACCGGGCAUGGAUGGUCAGAAGCACUUGCUGGUAUCAAAAGCCCCCAUGUGAAAUACAUUUGCCCGCACGCGCCAUUUAUGCCAGUUACUUUGAACAUGAACAUGAGUAUGCCAUCGUGGUUUGAUAUCAUUGGACUUUCUCCAGAUUCGCAGGAAGAUGAAGUUGGGAUCAAACAGGCAGCAGAGAAUGUUAAAGCACUAAUAGAUCAAGAAGUAAAAAAUGGAAUUCCUUCUAAUCGAAUUAUUCUGGGAGGCUUUUCUCAGGGUGGUGCUUUAUCAUUGUAUACAGCCCUUACAACACAUCAGAAGUUAGCAGGUGUUGUAGCCCUCAGCUGUUGGCUUCCUCUACGGACUUCUUUUGUUCAGGGUGCUGUUGGUGUCAACAAGGAGAUUCCUGUACUUCAGUGCCAUGGGGACUGUGACCCACUUGUUCCUUUAAUGUUUGGUUCUCUUACUGUUGAGAAGCUAAAGACUAUGAUAAAUCCAGCCAAUAUAACCUUCAAAACUUACUCUGGCAUGAUGCAUAGUUCAUGUAUUGAGGAAAUGAUGGAUAUAAAGCAGUUCAUAGACAAACAUCUACCCCCUGUGGACUGAAAUGAUAUGUGAGAAGCCUUCUACGUAAACACCAGCAUCAACUGUGGUAGAGUUAGUCUUUUCACAUGCCUGAUAAGAAAGCAUUACUUCUGUACCUGCAGUGUUACUACUGUGUUGCAAAUCAAUACUUAAGGAGUAAAUUUUACACGUAUGCAAGAAAUGAUAAUCUUUCUAGUGUUGAUCACCCACUGAUGGAAUUGAAAAAUGAUGCAGCUAGGUAACAGUGAUGGAAUGUAACCUGAAUGUAACUAUUUUAAGACUUCUGAAUGCAGAAUUUUGAACUAUUUGUACAAUCAAAGACUAAACUUACGUGAGCAACAUAAAUGUGACCAGUUUAGUAUACUUGAGACAUGAUUUGUUCUUAGUACUCGUUGGAAAUAAAUUAAAACAUUUCGUGUAUGUAAUGGAUGUAUGAAGUACACAACAUGUAACAAAGUGAGCAUAUGAUUGUAGAAUAAAUGUUACUGAGGACAAAGCUUUAAAUGUUAAGCAUUAAUUGUUGCUCCAAAUAGGAAGGGCUUUUCUUCUAGGACGACUAUUACAGUCAAUAGAAAGAUUUCCUGUAUUUAAAACGCCUCAGUUUUAAAUGUUUUCAUACAGGUAGAUACCGUAGAAAUUAUAAAGGUACUCAUUCCUCGUUAGACCAUCGUUUGUUGCUGUGCUGCUGCCAUUUGUUUUAGAUCACUAUAAAUUGAUGCCAAAUGAAAUGCUGACUCGAACAGAAUUCUGAAGAAGCGCGUAGGAAUAAUUUGAAUUUUGUUUAAAAUUUCUAUUUUCAUAUUGAAUAUUCACUCUAUACUUUAAAGAUGUAGCUUUCAUUCAUGUAGAAAUGUCGAUGAUGUAUUUUACAUGAGCUAUUCCACUCCUGCUGUGGAGUAACUAAAUGAAAGCGGUGCAGCUGUGUAGUUUGUAGUUUUGUGUAUUGCUGAAGUCUCAUCUGUAACACAUUCUUACCACCCACUACUUUCUUUACUUUAUACUGACACUUGAGAUUUGUCUGGGAAAGAACACAAUGUUAUUUUCAAUUGUAUGAUUUUACAUUUCUCUGGAUUCUUGUAGCUUAAAAAUAUGGUCACCUACUAUUGGGAAAAGGUCAAGAUACACAAUGUUACUUCUUUAAGAAGAUCACAAUUCUAGAGUGCACUGGAUUACAGAAUAAUUGCAACAGCUUUCUUUUUUUUUCUUUUGUAAUUUACUUUCAGAAACGUGAGGAGUGUUUAAAAAAUACACUUUGCUUUUUACUAUAUAAUAUGCUGCUUAACAAUGUCCCAUACUAAAAUAUGUAUGCAAGCAAAGAAUGUUCCUGUCUUGAAUGCAUCUGUGAUGAUCUGUUUUGUCAGCAUUGUGAUUCAUACCAGCAUAAAAGGUACUUAUUCCUCAUCCAGAUUAAUCAGUGGUCCUCUUACAGUACAUUUGGAUUUAUAUCAGGGCCAUCUGCCAGUACAAAUAUAUAUAUUGGGAACUGCGGUCUUUAACAUAGCUGCUACCAGAAAUCUGACACGUUCACCUUGUCAGAGUUCUCAGAUUUUAGUGCAUUUCUUCAUAUGUAUUACACUUCAUUUUUAGAAAGCCAGUUUUUUAAUCCAGUUUCUCUAGAUUACUACAUAUCUCUUAAUAUAUAAAACUUAAGAAAUGAUUUAUUUUCAUGGUAUUGAAACAAUUCUAGAAAUUCUGUCUAUGGCUGAGGAGAAUAUCAGGUUUGAAGUUUAAUUAGUUUUUUCAGUUGGUCACCAUCGUCUAUAUAUUUGCCAAUUUGUCUUACAGCUGAUUUCUUUCACGGAAGGAACCGUAAUGUUAUUGCAGUUGUGCCAAUGUUCUGUUGAGAAAAUAUUAUUUUCUAGCUUGGAGUCAUUCCCAAAUUGUAUUAACUAAUUUUGCAGUCCUGCCGAAUUGCAAACUUGGAAGCAAAGUUAUGUAUUCCCCUAUUUUUUAGGUGGCUGCUCAUUCCUUUAUGUCUAAAUUAUGCCCUGAAUAUCAGUGUGUUUCAAAAGUUCUACACGAGCCUCUUAUUUUUUUCCUGUACCGUUUCUUCGUCCUGUUUGUAAGUUGUCCUGUAACACCAUUCUCGUGCUCUUGUUCAUCUUCUAAUUGACUGUCUACUUGUUUGAUGUUUUUUCCUUCUAUUGAGAUAAUUAAAAAUACUUUUAAGAUGCUAAAGUGAGAUCACUCCUCGCUUUAUUCUGUCUUCGGGUUUUUCUGAGGCACUGUGUUCAUAGUUUGCAGUCAGUUUUUAGUACUUCUGCAUUUUCAGCUGUUAGCUUCAACUGUUUUCUCCAUGAUGCUUUUGGAUGUUCUCCUAUAAAUGCUUUAUAUGGUAAUUGCCUUCAAAUACCCUGCUUUCAUAACAAGAUUGUUUGUUAUACUGUUGUUUUGCUGCUUGCUUAAACCACAGAGAGCUGUGUUAACCAAAGUGAAUGUAAGUAAAUGUCGUGACUUA
Coturnix japonica (Japanese quail) is the source of this 3184-nucleotide messenger RNA. It is a transcript of the gene LYPLA1, whose product is annotated as lysophospholipase 1. The record is from RefSeq and is a predicted model, not a curated record. Gene Ontology annotation, cellular component: cytoplasm. Gene Ontology annotation, biological process: protein depalmitoylation. NCBI's taxonomy places the organism in Eukaryota, Metazoa, Chordata, Aves, Galliformes, Phasianidae. Gene Ontology annotation, molecular function: carboxylic ester hydrolase activity; palmitoyl-(protein) hydrolase activity.